AUGCCCCCUGUCCAUCCCCUAGCCACAUCUGUGAACAUCACCAAGAUUGUGGGCAGCCGCUCUGGUGCCAGGGCCAGGGUGCAGUUCAUAAACCAGAAUGCCAUUGCACUGGAGGCCCAGUGGUGCCAAGAACACUACUCUGCUGGUAUACAGGGUCUUAGCGCUGAGUCUCAGCAGAUGCUUGAGGCUGGGCUGGACUUCGACUCUAAUAAAUUUGUUCACAAUAUCACUGACACCGAUGUGGCGGAUGGAUGGAUUCUCUCUCUGACAGACAAGUACUCUCAGCAUCUCCCAAUUUUCGUUGCUGCCUACCUCCGGUGGAGGAAAACCAGCAAUAAUUACUUCAUCAUCUCUGCCAUCAACAUCUACACUGAGAUGUUAGCAACAAUUCCCAGCCAUGGUAUUAAUAUCCCCGCCGAGGCACUUCUAUUAAGCGGUUACCUUGGUGCAACUCUGCAGUUAUCAACACUCGCCUUUUCGCUUUCAACCCUGAAGCGCUAUUGGAGGCUUUGGCUUUGCAAGCUGUUCUUUAGUGUAGAAGCUUUUGCAAAGGUUGUGGUGGUCCCGGGCUGCAAUGGGGCCUACUGGCGAGCUCAGAAUGCAUGCCUGCCACAUGGAUAUGAGCUGAAAAAUGAACCAGAGCUCGAGCGCCAAUUGCUGCUGGCCUUCAAUGGCAACAACUCCCUUUCUCGCAUGGCAGCAUUUGGUGGACACAAGGCUGGAGACCUCAAAACAUUUCACAGCAACUAUUUCCUGGACCUGGAGUAUGUGGAUUGGUUUGCCAACAAAGUCCGCACCACCACCACUACUGCCGACAGCCCUGCAUCAGAGGAGCUGACACCAUCAAAUGCCAUCACCUCAUGUACUGACAGCUGGAAGGCAGCUGCUGCAGAUGCCAAGAAGUGCCUGUCAACAUGGGCUUGUCUUGUGGAUCAACAAUAUGAUCUGGAAUGCAUUGGAUGCAAGUUGUCCACCACCAUCACCUUCAGCUCUUUGGCUCCCAGAUUUGCGGCCUCAAGAUCCCGGGUGUGCAUAGAUGCAUUUCACGGUUACACGCACAACUACACAUGCCAAGACAAGAACCACCUGAGCGGUAUCUGCAGUGCUGACACUAAGGACUUCAGCAUCCUCAAGCAGAUCUUCAGCCUGUCAAAUGAGCUCGCACAGCUUAUUCAUUACUCCCUCUACUGUGCAUACAUCUAUGGCCUUCAGAUCCUCAACAACGAAAGCACUGCGCUUGACCAAGCAAAGCACUUGCUAGGUGUUACCAAUGAAGAGCUGACUGCAUGGCGGACAAGGCAGACCAAGGCUGCAGCUGAGAAUGUGUCAGCCGCAUUCAUUGUGGCCGUCCCACAACAAUACACCUUCCGCCUGUCAGCAUUGUCAUCCACUGCCCCCACCACAUCCUACUACAGUGUGCAGAAGAACAGCAAGCAACUUGCAACAGCAAAGAAGGUUGCUGCUGAGCAGCACACAACCAUGUCAGCUGAAGUUCUUGCCCUCAAGUCAAAGAUGGGCGUUGGCUGGCGCUGGCAACUAUUUGACUCAGAGUAUACUGCGGUUGCACAGUACUUCAACAAUCAAAAGUAUCAUCAGAACUGUUACAAGGCUAUCAAGAAUGCAAUCAAAGUCUACAACAAGACAGCUCUACAGAUCAGGGAGCCCUCGCUCUGGGGCAAGGUGUCUAAUUAUCAAUUUAUAGAAGAAUUUUUGCUCCUCCGCAACACUCAUCAAGACAUCCACUCUGAGUGCUGGGCACAGCCAGCAAUCCACAAGCUCAUGAAGCAGUCACUGUGGCUCGAUCGUGUGAAGGAGGAAAUUGCCCGUCUUAACAUCAAGGUUUGUCAGCUUUCAAUCUCAAUUGCUAACAAGGAGAAAGAACUCCUACAACUUCUCUCAAAGACCAAGAGGGCUCCGCUGCACAGUGCAGUGGAGCAGUUUGUUGACUGCCGCCACCAGAUCAACUCAUUAAUCAUGGACCAAAUUAUCAACACCAACACACUUGACAGCUUCUCAAGUUGGUCGGACAUUGGCAUCCAAGUAGGAUCAGAGUCAGAAUCACCCUUCCCUUUGUCCUUGGCAGGUACCAUGCUCGAGGAAGUGGUUAUAUGGUGUGAGCAUGUUGAUGUUGCUUGCAUUCACUAUGUAGGGAUCUAUACAACUUGGGAGGUUACCAUUCCUGAAGUAACUGGGAGGAUGAUUCAGCAUUUCAGGCAUGUUGAAACCUUGAAGGAUGCCUUGGUCUUUAUGAUCACCAAGGGCAGGAUCAAGUUCAUCAGUGAGCUCAUGUACAAGCUCUCCUCCAGACAGAAUUCUCAAGGUCUCCACGGUUCAGCACCCCCAUAUCCAGCAAAUGACAUUGGCCAUCAUGCACAAGGACAGGCAGUAGUUGAUUCAAGAAAAUCUAUUGCUGCUCUGGCCAGGAUAUACAAGCAUGAACAUAUGCUGGGGGGAAUUGUGAGGAGUAUCAGUACUCCAGAGGAAGCUACACCUGAUGAUGAUGGCCCACCUCCCAGUAUGCUGCCCCCAGCAGCGGAGCGGUACCUCAAUGACCAUGGAUAUCAGACAGCUGCAUGGUGGUUAAUUGUACCUGCAUUUCAGGAUUUGUUUGGGCCAGAGGAUUUCUACCAGUAUAUUUGUGAUUGUCAUUUUGCCAAGCAAGAGGCUGCGUAUCUAUACAAUCUCAUCUCUGGUGAAGACAUAAAGCCGGAUGACUAG
Messenger RNA from Coniophora puteana RWD-64-598 SS2, 2718 nucleotides. RefSeq lists its product as uncharacterized. The transcript has 15 exons. Bases 1 to 2718 code for a protein of 905 amino acids. NCBI's taxonomy places the organism in Eukaryota, Fungi, Basidiomycota, Agaricomycetes, Boletales, Coniophoraceae. The record is from RefSeq and is a predicted model, not a curated record.